AUGCCCCGCUACUACUUGGGCAUGUGUUUUGCGGCGCCCGAAAAACAGCUCUGCACCAUCUACCAGGCGCCCGAUCCGUGGAAGACCUUCCUGGCCGGGGCUGUCCUCCUCCUGGCCCUCGCGGGCACCUUCACCUACACCUGGUCGCAGGACGGCUGGGCCCACCACCCGCUGGUCAAGACCCUGGCCACCUUCGCCCUGCCCCCCCACCCCGGCUGGCGGGCCGUGGCCGCCUCCAUCAAUGCCGAAUUCCGCCGGAUCGACAAGUUCGCCACGGGGCCCCCGGGGGCCCGGCUGAUCGUGACCGACAGCUGGAUCCUCAAGGUCACCACCUACUCCUUGCACGUGGCCCAGCAGCGCGACAUCCAGCUGACCGUCGUAGACGCGAGACAGCAAGAGCUGUUGCCGGACGCCGGCAUGCCGGCUCAGUUCCUGACCAUCCGCGUGGCCAGCGCCAACCCCCAAGUCAAGCCCUUUGACAUCCGGCUCAACUCGUCGGAAUACGGGGACCUGCAGGAAAAACUCCAGGCCCCGAUCCGGAACGCGGCGCAGGUAGUCAUCCAUCAGAGCCUGAGCGACCUGUUCCUGGAGACAUUCAGCACCCUGGUGGAGAGGAACCAGCCUUACCCGCUGCCCAGCAACCAGGAGCUGCACCUGUGCAUCGGCUGCAUGCAGAUCCAGGCCAACGUCAAGCUGCUGAAAAACUGCCGGGAGCCGCAGGAGGGCGAAUGCCAGCCCUGUUUCUGCUACCCCAUGUGGUGCCUCCUCUGCAUGGGCAAAUGGUUCGCCAGCCAGCAGGACCAGCAGCAUCCCGAAACCUGGCUCUCCAGCCACGUGCCUUGUCCCACCUGCCGAGCCAAAUUCUGCAUUUUGGACGUCUGCUUGGUGCAGUGA
Molecule: messenger RNA, 894 nt
Organism: Protobothrops mucrosquamatus (brown spotted pit viper)
Lineage: Eukaryota; Metazoa; Chordata; Lepidosauria; Squamata; Viperidae
Gene: TMEM129
Product: transmembrane protein 129
Exons: 4
Coding region: 1-894 (297 amino acids)
Biological process (GO): protein ubiquitination
Cellular component (GO): endoplasmic reticulum; membrane
Molecular function (GO): ubiquitin protein ligase activity
Source: RefSeq, a predicted model, not a curated record